CGACUAUAAUAAUAUGUGUCAAUUGACUUAAUUAAACGCCAAAUCUUUUAGUGAAGGAGAGUUGUGAGUAUGACGACCCGUAUCGCCCCGGGUGUGGGAGCAAACCUUCUCGGCCAACACUCGGCGGAGCGCAACCAAGACGCCACCGCCUAUGUCGGAAACCUCGACCCUCAGAUUACUGAAGAGUUGUUAUGGGAGUUGUUUGUUCAAGCAGGUCCAGUAGUCAAUGUCUAUGUCCCCAAGGACAGAGUUACUAAUGCUCAUCAAGGAUACGGUUUUGUGGAAUUCCGAAGUGAAGAAGAUGCUGACUAUGCAAUAAAGGUACUGAAUAUGAUUAAACUUUAUGGGAAACCAAUACGAGUGAAUAAGGCAUCACAAGAUAAAAAGAGUGUUGAUGUUGGUGCCAAUUUGUUUGUUGGGAACCUUGAUCCUGAUGUAGAAGAGAAGCUUCUAUACGACACUUUUAGUGCUUUUGGGGUUGUUGUUUCAAAUCCAAAGAUAAUGAGAGAUCCCGAGACAGGGAACUCCCGUGGUUUUGGUUUCAUUAGUUAUGAUUCAUUUGACGCCUCUGAUGCAGCAAUUGAGGCAAUGAAUGGUCAAUAUCUUUGCAACCGCCAAAUUACAGUGUCCUAUGCCUACAAGAAAGAUACUAAGGGGGAACGUCAUGGCACCCCUGCUGAGAGGGUUUUAGCUUCUAGUAAUCCAGGUACCCAGAAAAACAGGCCUCACACCAUGUUUGCAAGUGGACCCCCAACACUUCCCGGUGUUCCACAAGCCAAUGGUGCGGUUGGUGCUCCCAUUCCCCCACGGCCUUUUGCAAAUGGUCCUAUGCCUCCAGCUCCUGUUCCAACAAUCCGGCCACCACCUAUGCAGCCUAAUGUCUACCCACCAAUGCAGAUGCCUCCACCACAAGCUUGGCAGGGACAGCCUAUGCAACCAGGUCCAGCUGGCAUUCCGCAGCAGCAAAUGCAAUUCAGAGGAAUGCCACCUCCACCUCCCCCACAGAUGGCUCCACCUCUAAAUAGGCCCCCUCCACCACCAGCUGCAAUGGGUGGUAAUGUUUGGCGUCCGCCACCACCACCUCAGCACUUUAAUGGUGGUCACCAUGCUAUGCCCCAUAUGUCGAUGCAGCCACCCCCUCCACCACCUGCACCCGGUUGAGAAUUUGGAACCCCAAAUUCUGUAUUAACUUUGAUGUAUUCAUUUCUGGGAUAACAUGUUUUUAUACUAGUGCAUACGCUGUAAAAAAGUGUAACGUUGAAAUUUCAACGUUUAAGCCGAGGAUUGGUUUGAUAUGGAACUAACUUUUGCUUUUGAUCUCUAUUAUCGGAGAUGAUAUGUCCGGUAUGAUUGUUGAAUUCUGUGAAAAUGCCCAUAUACAUGUUAAAUUA
Molecule: messenger RNA, 1391 nt
Organism: Solanum tuberosum (potato)
Lineage: Eukaryota; Viridiplantae; Streptophyta; Magnoliopsida; Solanales; Solanaceae
Product: splicing factor 3B subunit 4-like
Exons: 9
Coding region: 70-1161 (363 amino acids)
Biological process (GO): positive regulation of mRNA splicing, via spliceosome
Cellular component (GO): precatalytic spliceosome; nucleolus
Molecular function (GO): RNA binding
Source: RefSeq, a predicted model, not a curated record